Choloepus didactylus (southern two-toed sloth) is the source of this 952-nucleotide messenger RNA. It is a transcript of the gene TESC, whose product is annotated as tescalcin. The transcript has 8 exons. Gene Ontology annotation, molecular function: calcium ion binding. The coding region runs from base 109 to 753 and encodes 214 amino acids. The record is from RefSeq and is a predicted model, not a curated record. Lineage: Eukaryota; Metazoa; Chordata; Mammalia; Pilosa; Megalonychidae.
CGCGCCCCACGCGGCUCCGAGUCCCGACCCGCCGGGGUGCCGCUGAUACCAGCCCGGGGCUUGCGACGGGCGCGCGACCGGUGCCCCUGAGACCCCACCGCAGGCACCAUGGGCGCUGCCCACUCGUCGUCCGAGGAGGUGCGGGAGCUCGUGGGCAAGACCGGCUUCUCAUCGGACCAGAUCGAGCAGCUCCAUCGGAGGUUUAAGCAGCUCAGUGGAGACCAGCCCACCAUUCGCAAGGAAAACUUCAACAACGUCCCUGACCUGGAGCUCAACCCGAUCCGAUCCAAAAUUGUCCGUGCCUUCUUUGACAACAGGAACCUGCGGAAGGGGCCCAGCGGCCUGGCGGACGAGAUCAACUUUGAGGACUUCCUGACCAUCAUGUCCUACUUCCGGCCCAUCGAUGUGGCCAUGGACGAGGAGCAGGUAGCGCUCUGCCGGAAGGAGAAGCUGAGAUUUUUGUUUCACAUGUACGACUCGGACAGCGACGGCAGGAUCACCCUGGAAGAAUAUCGAAAUGUGGUCGAGGAGCUGCUCUCGGGAAACCCCCACAUCGAGAAGGAGUCGGCUCGCUCCAUUGCUGAUGGGGCCAUGAUGGAGGCAGCCACUGUCUGCGUGGGGCAGAUGGAGCCUGACCAGGUGUAUGAGGGCAUCACCUUUGACGACUUCCUCAAGAUCUGGCAGGGGAUUGACAUAGAGACCAAGAUGCACGUGCGCUUCCUUAACACGGAAACCAUGGCCCUGUGCCACUGACCCUCCGCCAUCUCCAUGGAGAAGCUGCACCGUGAUGCAGGGGCGCCUCCCCAUGUGGCCUGGAGGCGGGUGCAGCCCCCGUGGGCACCCCUGGCUGCAGCCCCUGUAAACAACCAGCCUCUUGUCUGCGCAUGCUGUUUUCCUCUCUGGUAUGGGACCUGGGACUUUUUAUUUUCAAUUAAAUGGGUUUGUUAACGAA